Messenger RNA from Mixia osmundae IAM 14324, 1491 nucleotides. RefSeq lists its product as uncharacterized. Bases 1 to 1491 code for a protein of 496 amino acids. The transcript has 8 exons. The record is from RefSeq and is a predicted model, not a curated record. Lineage: Eukaryota; Fungi; Basidiomycota; Mixiomycetes; Mixiales; Mixiaceae.
AUGAAGCCCAUCGUAUCACCAGAAGCAACCGUGCACGCCGGUCGAACAAAGGAAGAAUGGGGAGGGACAUGGCAAAAGCUCGAAAUAGAGACAUCGGCCAUUCCCUUCGAUGAAGUCAAGCAGCAUUGCUGUCGUGGCUUCGCAAGCGUCAACGUCUGGCUGAGAACAGACGAAGAAGAUGAUGGACUGAGCGAGGGGAUCCAUGCGAGCAUGAAUUGUCGAGCCGACUCGGACGAGUGCGACGCGUACUUUCCUUGGCCUGUACAGGGCGAAUGUGACAACAGGCAGAGCACUGUCGAGUUCGGCUAUCUGUACGAAAAUCAUAAGCAGCAGCACACAGCUCUUGCAUCGCGCUCAGCGAACGUCGCACCGCUACAAAAUACUGUACAGACCGGUGUUGCCCUCAAGGAAGAGAGACCGAUCGACGACGAGCAGUGGAGCUUCCAUAUUGUCGCCUAUGGUAUCGCGACAUGUGACACGAUCAGAGCAAACACACCACUCGUGUAUGCGAGAGUUAACGUGACGAACGCUGUUCCUCAUUUUCCCUUCAUUUCGCCGCCUGGCUCGCACAUCACCGUCAGCGACACGCGUUAUCUGGACGAGGUUUGGGUCGAGCUACAGAUCAGUGCCGACCUCAACACCGUUGAUCCUCGCUGGCAUCCGUGCUGCUGGGGAUUUCUUUGGAUGAAAUUGUGGGUCAGGAUUGACGAACCUGGUGCAUGGGAAGCCGAGGAAAAUAUGACUGUCAACCUUGGCUGUUCUCACCAUGGACCUGGUUGCGACAAGAUGCCAGCCUAUCCCUCAAUCUUGGAUAAAGAGUGCACUAUGCUCAAGCCCUCAAUCGAGCUCUUCUUCGAUCCUCGUGAACCUCGCGAUCAUUCCCAAGCGAGGGACAGUAUGGAUGACACAGCGUUCGCGCAUCAAGGUCUAGCGACGGGCUUGACGGCCGCUAUUCCAUCUGCUAUGCUCACAAACCUUCUCUAUGGCUUUUCGCUUUGCGCAUUGGUGGCGGGCAGUGCCAUCGAGCGUCCAUUGCCCGAAUGGACCUUCGACAUCUUCAUCAUGGCUAUGGCUUCUUGCGGCAAUAUUGUUCAAGUCGAUACGCCUGUGAUUUACAUUCAGAUCUUGAUGGGACCCGAAGGCCCUCGCAUCCUGGCCAAGGAUUACGUGACGAGCAUCAAGGGCAAAGAUGUCCGCUACGAAUCCGACGGUGUUUGGCUCAAGUUUGCCGUCGCUUCCGAAGUAAAUACGAUGCACGAAGAGUAUCAUGACUGCUGCACGACCUAUGUCGAUACUGCUUUCUGGCUCAGGGCCGACACAGCCCAGGGUUAUCAUACCGAGGAGGUCACUAUGGACAUCGAUUGUACAGAGAUCAACACUGUACCUUGCAACCGCGCGCUGCCAGUAAAGCCCAAAGGGAAGUGCGAUAUCAUCCGCAGCGCCACGCAAAUUUACUACGCUCCGGCUCACGAGCGAGAAGGCUCGUCGUGA